UCCGCAGAUGAUACUGAAUUUGUGUCUCAAGCCUUCUGAAGGAAAGGCAAGACCAUAACAGUAGGUUGACCAAAGCUUACGGACAAAGAAAAGGAAUUAGAACUGAGAAGAGAACACCUCUUGAUGCAAAGCCUCGAAGGUAUUGUGAUGGCAGCAUCUUGGAAUUUCAUGAGAGUAGUUCAUUAUUCCAAAACUGUUUUGUCACAGGGAGUCCAGAUAGGAGGAAUCACCAGUGAUUUGGGGCAUGCCUUGUCCAGGACUAUAACUUCAAGUUUUGUUGCCAAAACACCCACAUCAAAUACAGUGGAACUGCUUGGUAAAGCAUACCCUCGAGAUGACUACAGCAAUGUCACAGAGAAAAUUCUCUGCAAGGUGGGAAAGAACUUGCACAACCAACGGUACCACCCUUUGUGGCUGAUCAAAGAGCGAAUAAAGGAUCAUUUUUACAAGCAGUAUAUAGGACGCUUUGGGACCCCACUCUUUUCUGUUUAUGAUGAUCUGUCCCCGGUGGUUACAGUGGAGCAGAACUUUGACAGAUUGCUUAUCCCACAAGACCACCCCAGCAGGAGGAAAGGGGAAAACUACUACAUGAACCACAUUCACAUGCUAAGAGCACAUACGUCAGCUCACCAGUGGGACUUGAUGCACUCAGGGCUGGAUGCCUUUCUGGUUGUGGGAGAUGUCUACCGCCGCGAUACGAUUGAUAGCAGCCACUACCCAAUCUUUCACCAGAUGGAAGGAGUGCGGCUCUUCUCCAAUCAUGAGUUGUUCAGCAACAUCAAAGAUGGAGAAAGUUUACAGUUGUUUGAGCAAGGGCAUCGCACAGCACACAAGCAGGAGACACACACCAUGGAGGCAGUGCGGCUGGUGGAAUUCAAUCUAAAACAAGUGCUCACAAAGCUUGUGACUAAUCUCUUUGGUGAUGGACUGGAAAUUAGAUGGGUAGACUGCUACUUCCCGUUUACACACCCUUCCUUUGAGAUGGAGAUCAACUUCCAAGGAGAAUGGAUGGAGGUGCUGGGCUGUGGGGUCAUGGAGCAGCAACUAGUUAACUCAGCUGGUGCUGAGGAGAAAAUUGGCUGGGCAUUUGGCCUGGGAUUAGAGAGGCUGGCCAUGAUCCUCUAUGGUAUCCCUGACAUCCGCCUGUUCUGGAGUGAAGACGAACGCUUCCUGAAACAGUUUAGUGUGCCUCACAUUGACCAAAAAGUGCAUUUUCAGCCUCUCAGCAAAUAUCCUCCUGUGAUAAAUGACAUCUCCUUUUGGCUGCCCUCUGAGAAAUACUCUGAAAAUGACUUCUAUGAUUUAGUCCGAACCAUUGGAGGAGACUUGGUGGAAAAGGUUGUCCUCAUUGACGAAUUCACGCAUCCCAAGACAAAGAAGGUCAGCCAUUGCUAUCGUAUCACUUACCGGCACUUGGAGAGGACUCUGACUCAGCUCGAGGUGCACCGCCUUCAUCGAGCCAUAGAGGAAUCGGCGGUACAAGAACUGGGAGUGGAGGGUAGAUUCUAA
Messenger RNA from Emys orbicularis (European pond turtle), 1509 nucleotides. It is a transcript of the gene FARS2, whose product is annotated as phenylalanyl-tRNA synthetase 2, mitochondrial. The record is from RefSeq and is a predicted model, not a curated record. Gene Ontology annotation, molecular function: phenylalanine-tRNA ligase activity; tRNA binding; ATP binding. Gene Ontology annotation, biological process: phenylalanyl-tRNA aminoacylation. The transcript is spliced from 7 exons. NCBI's taxonomy places the organism in Eukaryota, Metazoa, Chordata, Testudines, Emydidae. The coding region runs from base 124 to 1509 and encodes 461 amino acids. Gene Ontology annotation, cellular component: mitochondrion; cytoplasm.